Molecule: messenger RNA, 1326 nt
Organism: Malassezia sympodialis ATCC 42132
Lineage: Eukaryota; Fungi; Basidiomycota; Malasseziomycetes; Malasseziales; Malasseziaceae
Gene: COQ1
Exons: 2
Coding region: 1-1326 (441 amino acids)
Biological process (GO): isoprenoid biosynthetic process; ubiquinone biosynthetic process
Cellular component (GO): transferase complex
Molecular function (GO): prenyltransferase activity
Source: RefSeq, a predicted model, not a curated record
AUGUCGGCAGCGCAAGGUGCGGCCGCCGUAUCGGCGCUGACGCACGAUCCGCUGGACGUGGUCGGACAGGACGUGUCGGCGGUGCGCCAUAGCAUAGCGGCUCUGCUGGGAAGUGGUCAGCCGUCGCUGGACCGCAUCGCCAAGUACUACUUUGCGGCGGAAGGCAAGCAUGUGCGCCCCAUGAUAGUCCUGCUCAUGGCCAAGGCAACGAAUGGGCUGAGCGCGGCAUGGGGCGUGCAGCGUGCGCACGCGAUCGGCGAGGAUGUCGACAGGCCGAUGAACCGCGAGACUGUGCUUAACGACGUGAAUCCGACGGCGCCGGUGCCGCCGGCUGUGGGCACAGCGCGCCCGCUGCCGGCACAGUACGAGCCGGCGCUGCAACAUACGAUCCUGCCGACGCAGCGGCGGCUCGCAGAGAUCACCGAGAUGAUCCAUGUUGCGUCGCUCUUGCAUGACGACGUGAUCGAUGCGUCGCCGCUCCGCCGCGGGGCGCCGUCGGCGCCGUCGACGUUUGGAAACAAGCUGAGUAUCCUAGGCGGUGACUUUCUGCUGGGCCGUGCGUCGAUUGCGCUUGCGCGCCUGCGUGACCCGGAGGUGACGGAGCUCAUGUCAACGGUGAUUGCGAACCUUGUCGAGGGCGAGGUCAUGCAACUGCGCGUGCAAGAGUCGGUAUCGGAGCGGGUGCCCGUGACGGAUCUGCCGUCGACGAUGCCGUCCGCGGAGGAGCUCGAGCGCUUUUGGACGGCCUAUGAGCCACACACGCGUGAUGCUGAUGUGGCGCCGACGCGCCGCCAGUUCCAGGUCUAUCUGCAAAAAACGUAUCUCAAAACGGCGUCGCUGAUGGCCAAGUCUGCGCGCUCCGCCGCGGUGCUAGGCGGGUGCGGCGAGUGGGCGACGCAGACCCCGGCCCAGCGUGCAGACGCCGCAGCGGUGUGUGAUGCCGCCUAUGCAUAUGGUCGGCACGUCGGUAUGGCGUUCCAACUCGUCGACGACCUGCUCGACUUUCGCGCAACGACCGAGGCGUUCGGCAAGCCGUCGGGCGGUGCAGACCUUAAGCUCGGCCUUGCCACGGCGCCUGUGCUCUAUGCAUGGCAGGAACUCGCUGACUCGCCUCUCGGCACGCUCGUUGCGCGCCGUUUUGGCGAGCCUGGCGAUGUUGAGCAGGCGCUCGAGCUCGUGCACCGCUCGCAGGGCCUCGAACGCACGGCGCAGCUCGCCCGAUACCACACCGAGGCCGCGCACAAGGCGCUGUCCGUGCUGCCGACGAGCGACGCACGCGCCGCGCUCGCGCAGCUAAACGAGCAGAUAGUGACGCGUGUCAAGUAG